This is a messenger RNA of Bufo gargarizans (Asiatic toad), 2712 nucleotides long. Its product is annotated as vomeronasal type-2 receptor 26-like. The record is from RefSeq and is a predicted model, not a curated record. NCBI's taxonomy places the organism in Eukaryota, Metazoa, Chordata, Amphibia, Anura, Bufonidae. Bases 1 to 2712 code for a protein of 903 amino acids. Gene Ontology annotation, biological process: G protein-coupled receptor signaling pathway. The transcript has 8 exons. Gene Ontology annotation, cellular component: membrane. Gene Ontology annotation, molecular function: G protein-coupled receptor activity.
AUGUUCGCCAUAGAAGAAAUAAACAGAAGAUCUGACCUCUUACCUAAUAUCACACUGGGAUAUAAAAUCUGUGACUCCUGUGUGUUAGAACAUAAAGCUGUACAGAGUGUACUGAGUAUACUGUCAGGACGAGAAGAAGCCGUCCCUAACUACAGCUGUGAUGAGAAGAACAACGUGGUGGCUUUUAUUGGACACUUGACAUCCUCCUCCAGUCUGUCCAUAGCAGAAAUAACUGGGAUCUAUGGGUAUCCUCAGAUCAGCUAUGGAGCGAUGGAUCCUGUAUUCAACAACAAGCUCCUGUUCCCUUAUUUCUCUCGCACAGUCCCUGAUGGGUCCACUCAGUAUGAAGCCAUUGUCCUCCUACUGGAGCAUUUUGGCUGGAGCUGGGUGGGGAUGGUGACAGCAGAUGAUGAUAGCAGUCAACAAGCCAGCAUGGAGAUCUUCAAUGUAAUAACACGGAGCGGGGUCUGCAUAGCUUAUAGAGAAUUUGUCAGUGAUUAUGCUUUUUUCAAACGAUCUAUGGCCUCCAGGAAGGUGCUUUAUAAAAUACAAAAGACUCACUGCAAUGUGAUUAUAUUUAUUGGUUACACAUAUGGCUUACAGUCAUUGAACUUAAUAUUGUCUGAUGACCUCAGUCCUAGGAAAGUUGUCAUCAUACUGUCACUUGCUUUUCCUGAAGAAAUACUCACAUUCACAACAUUACAAGGAUCUUUCUGGCUCAUGCUUCAAAAAGGAAGAAUUCCAGGAUUAAAAGAAUAUUUACUCACAGCCGGUCCUCUAAAAUAUCCUGACAUUGACCUGAUGUUUGAAGUAUGGGAAGAUUAUCUUUAUUGCAGCCUUGGACCAUAUCAUUUAUACAGACCAUGUAAUGAAAGAGAUGUUCUAGGUAAUGUGGAUCGCUCCCGGUAUGAUGUAGACAAUUUCCGUUACACAUUCAGUGUGUACUCUGCAGUGUAUAUUGUGGCUUAUGCCUUACAUCAAAUUCUUGGUACAGAACAUAAGAAUAUCCCUGAAUUCUGUAAUAGACCUAUUAUGUCAUACAAGAGAGCCAGUAAUCUUAAAGACAAACUAGUGAAAAAUGACAUUGGCUCACAAAAAGGUGUAUACCAGUCAUUUUUAGCCCCUAAAAAGUGUGGCAGUUAUCCGUGCCUUCACUGUGUGAACUACCUACAAGGAGAAAUUCAAAUGGAGGAGAAGCUGCUACUGGAGGAUGAGUUGGAGGUGGAGGGUGAUGAUGAUGAUGGCGACAUCUGCCACAACACCCAAUCGACUCAGUGUGGGACAGAGCCCAAACAACUAGCUCCUCAGACACAUUGGCUAGAAUGGAGAGCUGCGCUUGCCUUUGGAAAGAUCAUUUACUGUUAUUUAUUGCCUCCAUAUCCGAAGGAAACGGCUAAAAGUAAAUUGGCUCCUCAAAUGGAUCAGAUGAAAAUAUUCCAGUAUGAAAUCAUGGCUCCCAGUCUCAAUCAAUAUAUAAGAAGAGUUCAUUUUACCACUUCUGGUGGAGAUUCCAUUCACCUUGAUGAGAAAGGAAAUUUUCCAGCAAGAUUUGAUCUGGUGAAUUACAAUGUGCACGCUAACAGUACUGUGGGGACACAAACGGUGGGACAUCUCCAUGAAGACAAUGGUCGUCUACAGUUUUCUAUAAAUGACAGUUCUAUAGUAUGGGAUCCACGAUUUUUUACGACACCACAAUCCACCUGUAGUGAGAGCUGUCUCCCCGGAUACAGGAAAGUCCCACUGGAAGGAAAACAGAAAUGCUGCUACUACUGUGUCCCCUGUGCAGAAGGCGAGAUCUCCAACCAGACUGAUAUGGAGAGAUGCUCGGAGUGUCCUGAAGACCAGUGGUCUAAUGAGAGAAGAGACGCCUGUAUCCCGCGACCACUUGACUUCCUGUCAUAUGAAGAUACCUUGGGAUUAUCUCUCAUUAUUAUCAAUCUCUUCUUCUGUUCUGUGACGGUUGUUGUGUUGGGGAUAUUUAUAAAGCACAAGAACACGUCAAUUGUGAAAGCCAAUAACCAGAACCUGAGCUACAUCCUGCUCCUGUCUCUGCUCUUCUCAUUUCUAUGUCCUCUCUUAUUCAUUGGACGUCCCACAAGGAUGUCAUGUCUACUACGACAGGUUACUUUUGGGAUUAUUUUUAGUCUUGCAGUUUCUUCCAUUUUAGCUAAAACAGUCACUGUAGUCCUGGCUUUUCGUGCCAUCCAACCAGGCAGGACACUGAGGCAGUGGCUGGGGAGACAUCUGUCCACAUUAUUACUUAUUACUGGUACAAUAGGAGAGGUUGUGAUCUGUGUCUUCUGGUUGUCUUUCUCUCCACCAUUCCCAGAUUAUAACACUGAGAUAGAGGUUGGAAAAAUAAUCUUACAAUGUAAUGAGGGAUCUGCCAAUGCUUUCUACUUGUCCAUUGGCUACAUUGGAUUCCUGUCCAUGUUGAGCUUUAUUGUAGCCUUCUUGGCCAGGAAACUUCCAGAUGUCUUCAAUGAGGCUCAAUACAUCACCUUCAGCAUGCUGGUCUUCUGCAGUGUGUGGAUCUCCUUCAUCCCGGCCUACCUCAGCACCAAGGGGAAAUACAUGGUGGCUGUGGAGAUCUUCUCUAUCUCAUCUUCCAGUGCUGGACUUCUGGGCUGUAUCUUCAUUCCCAAAUGUUACAUUAUUUUAUUGAGACCAGAAAUGAACAUAAAGUCCAAUCUAAUCUUUAUACAACAAUAA